Melospiza georgiana is the source of this 792-nucleotide messenger RNA. It is a transcript of the gene GRAP, whose product is annotated as GRB2 related adaptor protein. Gene Ontology annotation, molecular function: protein binding. The record is from RefSeq and is a predicted model, not a curated record. The transcript has 5 exons. NCBI's taxonomy places the organism in Eukaryota, Metazoa, Chordata, Aves, Passeriformes, Passerellidae. The coding region runs from base 1 to 792 and encodes 263 amino acids.
AUGGAGUCCGUGGCCCUGUACAGCUUCCAGGCCACGGAGCAGGACGAGCUGCCCUUCCAGAAAGGGGACACGCUGAAGAUCCUCAACAUGGAGGAUGACCAGAACUGGUUCAAGGCUGAGCUGUUCGGCCGCGAGGGCUUUGUCCCCAAAAACUACAUCAAGGUCAAGCCACACCCGUGGUACGCGGGCAGGAUCUCCCGGCACCUGGCAGAGGAGCGGCUGCUCCAGCGCAACCACCUGGGAGCCUUCCUGAUCCGCGACAGCGAGAGCGCCCCGGGCGAGUUCUCCCUCUCCGUCAGCUACGGGAAGCAGGUCCAGCACUUCAAGGUGCUCAGGGAGAGGAACGGCAAAUAUUUCCUCUGGGAGGAAAAGUUCAACUCGCUCAACGAGCUGGUGGAUUUCUACAGGAUGACCACGAUCGCCAAGGAGCAGCAGAUCUUCCUGUGGGACGAGGACCAGACCCAGGAGCAGGGAUCCCAAGGCUCCUCCUCAUCCCGUGGUGGCACAGCCUCCCCACCAGGACCCGGGCAGUGCCACCCAGUGCCAGGGGCUGUGAGAUGGGGACCCCUCUCCUCCCACCAACCCCGGCCCUCGGCUCCCCUGCAGGUGAGGAGACCCCGAUUUGUGCAAGCCCAGUUUGACUUCUCAGCCCAGGAGGGCUCCCAGCUGCCCUUCCUGCGUGGGGACAUCAUCGAGGUCCUGGGCUGCCCCGACCCCAACUGGUGGCAGGGGAAGGUCUACGGCCGUGUCGGGCUCUUCCCACGGAGCCACGUCCACCCCAUCCACAAGUGA